AGGAUUUUGUGGCCUUUACGUCUGUGUUGUCUGCAAUACGCAGUCUGCUUUCAGGCGACAACAAAAAUGGCGAUGAAUUUCGGUCUUCGUCGAGGAUUUGUGCAAUCUGUUUUGACAUGCCCUUCCAGAAGAGCGUUUGGCGCAACUGCAGUGUUGAAAAACGAAGACCCCUUCAAGCUUGCUCAAAUGAAGGAAGCCCCAUUAAAAAGCCUUGAUGAACUAUUGUCUAAUCAAGAAAAACAUGAGGGGUUGAUAAAUGUUGACAAGAAAGUUGACCUAUCUGUAACAACUGGAGUACCAGAAGAGCACAUUAAGACACGAAUGGUCCGUAUUUGGAAACCUGCAAAACAUGCAAUGCAGUCUGGCACGCACAACACACACAAGUGGAAAAUGGAGUUUGAUGCCCGUGAGCGCUGGGAAAAUCCUCUGAUGGGUUGGACAUCUUCAGGUGACCCACUAUCCAACAUCCAAUUGAGUUUCGGCAACAAAGAGGAUGCUAUUGCAUUUUGUGAAAAAAAUGGUUGGGACUAUUCCGUAGCUGAAGUUGUUGGCAAACAGCCUCGUCCAAAAUCCUAUGGAGCCAACUUCGCAUGGGAUAAGAAAACACGUACGUCAACGAAGUAAGAGUCCUUACGGGAAUCCCAAAUUGCUGGUUUUAACGUGGAAAUGUGUAGAUAAAAAUUACUCUUCCUUGAACUUGAUCUAGUUAUAUUACACUGUUCACGGUGAA
Molecule: messenger RNA, 730 nt
Organism: Daphnia carinata
Lineage: Eukaryota; Metazoa; Arthropoda; Branchiopoda; Diplostraca; Daphniidae
Gene: ND-18
Product: NADH dehydrogenase [ubiquinone] iron-sulfur protein 4, mitochondrial
Exons: 5
Coding region: 67-624 (185 amino acids)
Biological process (GO): electron transport chain
Source: RefSeq, a predicted model, not a curated record